Messenger RNA from Cicer arietinum (chickpea), 2420 nucleotides. Its product is annotated as 9-cis-epoxycarotenoid dioxygenase NCED1, chloroplastic. Gene Ontology annotation, molecular function: carotenoid dioxygenase activity. Gene Ontology annotation, cellular component: chloroplast stroma. NCBI's taxonomy places the organism in Eukaryota, Viridiplantae, Streptophyta, Magnoliopsida, Fabales, Fabaceae. Gene Ontology annotation, biological process: carotene catabolic process. The record is from RefSeq and is a predicted model, not a curated record.
UCACUCUCCACUCCCCUCAACUUUCCCUCUCUUCUAAUUUCAUUCUCACACAACACUAAAAUAGACUAACACUUUUCUCCCUUCUCUCAAAAUUCUCAUUUCCUUGUACUCAAAAAACACUUAUACACACACAAUUCAAAAUAGAGAACCAUCAACAUGGCAACAUCAGCCACAACAGCAUCAAACACAUGGAUUAACACCAAACUUGCAUCAUCAUCAUACUCAUCUCCUUUCAAAGAUUUGAGCUUAAAUUCAAAUUCCAAUUCAAUCACCUUAAAUAAGAAAAAUUCCACCUCCAAAAACAGAAUCUCAUGCUCACUCCAAACAACACUCCCUUUCCCAAAACAAUACCAACCAAAACCAAAACCCAAACCCACAACAACAACAACAACCAUAAUCCCCACAAAGGAAACAAAACCAAAUCCACCACCUUCCGAAACAAAACCCAAACAACAACAAAAAAACCAAAAAUGGAACCUUUUCCAAAAAGCCGCAGCCACCGCCCUAGACUUCGUGGAAACAACCUUAAUAACACAAGAACGCAAACACCCACUUCCCAAAACCGCCGACCCACGUGUCCAAAUCUCCGGAAAUUUCGCACCAGUACCGGAACACCCGGUAACCCACUCCCUCCCAGUAACCGGCAAAAUCCCAAAAUGCAUUGACGGCGUCUACCUCCGUAACGGCGCAAACCCACAUUACGAACCGGUAGCCGGUCACCACUUUUUCGACGGAGACGGUAUGGUCCACGCUGUGAAAUUCACUAACGGCUCCGUUAGUUACUCUUGCCGCUUCACCGAAACCCACCGUUUGGCCCAAGAAAAAGCCUUGGGCCGUCCCGUUUUCCCCAAAGCCAUAGGCGAACUUCACGGUCAUUCAGGCAUAGCCCGUCUUAUGUUAUACUACGCCCGUUCCCUCUUCAAUCUCGUAGAUGGGUCCCACGGAAUGGGCGUUGCUAACGCCGGUUUAGUUUAUUUCAAUAACCGUCUGUUAGCUAUGUCUGAAGACGAUAUCCCUUAUCAAAUUCGCGUAACUCCUAACGGCGAUUUAACCACCGUUUGCCGUUACGAUUUCAAUAACCAACUUAAAUCAACAAUGAUCGCACACCCAAAAGUUGAUCCAAUUGAUAACAAUUUAUACGCAUUAAGCUACGACGUGAUUCAGAAGCCUUAUCUGAAAUACUUCCGUUUCGAUUCUAACGGCGUUAAAUCCCCUGACGUUGAAAUUCCCUUAGCAGAGCCAACUAUGAUGCAUGAUUUCGCUAUCACCGAGAAUUUCGUGGUUGUUCCUGAUCAACAAGUUGUCUUCAAAUUAGGCGAAAUGAUCCGCGGUGGCUCCCCCGUUGUUUAUAACAAAGAGAAAGUUUCUCGUUUCGGUGUUUUACCAAAGAAUGCUAAAGAUUCUUCUGAUAUGAAGUGGAUUGAUGCACCUGAUUGUUUCUGUUUUCAUCUAUGGAAUGCUUGGGAGGAAAAGGAGAAUGAUGAAGUUGUUGUCAUUGGUUCUUGUAUGACACCUGCAGAUUCCAUUUUCAAUGAAUGUGAGGAGAGUUUGAAGAGUGUUUUAUCUGAAAUCAGGUUGAAUUUGAAGACAGGGAAAUCCACACGAAGAGCUAUUAUUGAUGAAUCUCAACAUGUUAAUUUGGAAGCUGGGAUGGUAAACAAGAACAAACUGGGGAGAAAAACUCAGUUUGCUUAUCUUGCUCUUGCUGAAACGUGGCCUAAAGUUUCUGGGUUUGCCAAAGUUGAUCUUUUUAGUGGUCAAGUCAACAAAUAUCUUUAUGGGGAUCAAAGAUUUGGUGGUGAGCCUCUGUUUUUACCUACUUUGGAUUCCAAUUCUGGAAGGGAAGAUGAUGGUUAUAUUUUGACAUUUGUUCAUGAUGAGAAAGAAUGGAAAUCUGAGCUUCAAAUCGUCAAUGCUAUCACUUUGAAACUUGAAGCUUCUAUUAAGCUUCCUUCUCGUGUUCCUUAUGGCUUUCAUGGAACUUUCAUACAUUCAAAUGAUUUGAAGAAACAAGCAUAACUCUCUUUUGAGUUCAGUUCUACUUCUGAGAAGAGUGAUUUUACUGAGGGAUGGUUGCAGAUAUGUCCCCGGAAUCUACUCCUCUGAUGAUGUUUUACUGCAGCAGAUAUUAUUUUUUUCUGCAUUCUUUUUUCUUUUUUUUUUUUUUUGGAAAUUUCUGUUUUUUUCUUGGGACCAGCUUGUAGCUUUUGGCUGUAGGUAGAAAAUGAAGCUCAGCUGGUUCUGUGUUUUUUAUUUUCACUUGAUGUGAAUGAAAGUAUAAAAAAAAAUAUAAUGAUCACAGUAUAGAAUGUGAUAUUUUAGUAAGUUGUUACUAUCACACAGUUGAUGUAAACUUAUGUUUUUCAGCACAGUUUUGUGUUGUAAAUAUCAGAUAUGAUGUUUAUUUUGACUAUUUUCAA